AUGGCGGUUUCCGAUUUAACGCAAGAGCUACAAAAAGAUACGUACAAACCACCGACGGCGUCGGACGUUGAGGAGAAAAUCCACGAGGUUGUUCUCAUCGCCUUGGUGGACAUUUUCAGCGAUUGCCGAGAUUUGGCGAUUCGAGCGUUGCCGACGCUUUUGAAAAAAUCGACGAAAGAGGCGAACAAAAAGACGCUGCAGAUUUUGUGCGAAAAGAUCGCGCCGACGGAGAAAACGUUCGGACCGCACGUAGAUAAGGAAGAAAGGAGUCGACACAAGGAAAGCGCGUCGGUGGCGUUGAAAACGAUCGGCGUGGAGGGGUAUUCCAAGGAGGUUUCGAAAGAGUUUUGCGGGAAGUGCGUGCCGUUCUUCGACCGAGUGUUGGGAGACGCGAAUAAAGCGACGGUGCACGACGACGCGACGGAGAUUUUGCAGAUUUUGUGCGAAACGAAAGCGGAGUUUGUGGAGGCGAAAGACGUCUCGUCGUUGAUUCAAACGACGAUAUCGAAAAUAGAAGACAAGACGUACGGGCAGACGAGUAGAAAGAGAUGCGCGGGGAUUUUAGCAUCUUUGAGUCGCGCGGCGAACGCGAAAGAAUUAGCUGAUGUUGUCGAGAAGACAGCGGCGAGAUGUGAGAAGGCAUUAGCGGAGAAAGAUGUGAUUGGGUGCGAGUUAGGGGCGUUUACGCUCGGGAUGAUUGCCUCGAAAGACGGCGGCGGGAAACGCUUGGUGGCGGAAAGCGCUACCGGUGGCGGCGGCGGUGCGAAGAAGACGAAAAAAGGCGGAGCAAAUGGAAGUUUGGCAUCGAAGACGGUCGUUCCGGUUUUGUCCAAGCUUUGUACCACGUUGGUGGAGAAGAUGGAGAAUAACGAGGAAGCCGAUGAGGCGUUUGCAUCCAUCGCGGAACAAUCGCUCAUGGCGUUGGAAACAAUCUGCGGGCGAUUCGGGGAAGUGACUUCGAAAUCAGCCAAGGAGAAGCAACUGGAGGAAAUUUUACAAAUGGCGGUGAAGUUGUUGACGUACGAUCCAAACUACGACGACGAUGAGGAGGAGGAGGACGACGUCCCGGCAGAUGAGAUGGAAACGUGCCAAAUCCGAACACCCGAUCACACGAUGAAGGAUGCGGAUGACGAGUGCGAGGACGACAACGACGACGACGACGACGAUGCGUACGAUGAAGAUUAUUACUCGGACGAAAUAGAAGACGACGAUAGCUGGAAAGUUCGCAGAGCUUCUGCGAGAGUUGUGGGCGUAAUUUUGUGCUCCGCGUCCGAAGGUAUCCUCCAAAGACACCACGAAGUCGUGUUCAAGAAAUUCUUCAAAAGAAUGAAAAGUGACCGCGAAGAUGCCGUAAAAUUAGAAUGCUUCGACGCUUUGACGGCAGCAUUUGCCGCGUUUCCAAAGACUUGCGAGAGCGGUUUGACGCGCGCACUCGUCGAAAAAGCGCGAGACUUAGCCAUUGUCAGAGCACAGCAAGAGUGCGCGCUCGAAAAAGCGAAGAAGACGUCUCAAUCUGCAAUCGCAGCGGCAACGAAACGCAAGAUCGCGUCGCUGAAACUUCUCGGAAAGAUUGGUCGCGCAAACAGAAGAUUAGCUUUUGUUGAAGCGUCGGAGAUAUCGCGCUCGAGACUCGCGGAUGCUAUUGCAGGCGCCGCGGUGACGACUUUCACGGACUCGGGCGCUUCGAGCGAAAAGGAUUCCUCCGCAAACCUGCGACUCGAAGCCGUCGCUUUUGCAUCCGAAGUGCUCCGCGUGCCUACCGCAGACGAGCUCGAUUCAACAAACGGAGAUGCUCUCGCAUCGGCAGCGCGAAUUGCGUUCGCAAAAAAAGAUAUCGAUAGGCUGACGGAGGCUGUAUUUUCCUGCGCGAAUGACCCCUACUACAAACUCGCCGCGGAAGGUUUGCGCGCGUCUGCGUGCAUAGUUCGCAGAGCGCGUCCAAAUACGAACGACGCCGUUCAAGAUAAAGAAAGUUGCUCUGUGCUAGCGUCAGGUUCUCUCGAACGCGCGAUAUCGCGCUUGUCUCAGCAAGACGAGGACCAAGAAGUUAAAGACGCCUCGGUGACGCUCCUCGGCGAUGUCCUCACGCACUUGGGCGAUACGUUGAAGCCAGCUCAGCAAAAGCAAGCGCUCGAUUUGUUAUUGGAAAGAAUGCAAGCUGAAUCGACGAAAUUAGUUGCAACGCGUAAUGCCGCGAAAGUUGCACGACAUUCACCCGCUCAAGUCAAUCUUUCUGGAGUCGCCGGGGAUGUGAUUCGUGAGUUUGCUUCCUUUCUUCGCAAGAACGAUCGACAUUUACGCGAAGCUUCGAUAAACGGCGCGCGAGCGCUCGUGGAGAGAAGCGACGAGAAAACUCUGAAGGAUGCGGAUUGCGUGUCGUUUGUGGAGGAUGCGGUCACUGAGCUCGGUGGCUUCGUUGAAAACGACGCGCACUUGGCGGCUAUGUGCGUCAACGCCUUCGCGGCUAUAUGCGAACGGUGCGCGAAAUUGAAAAAUUCCGCGAAGAAAGCAUCUGAAUCUGAACCCUUAGCAAACGCGUUAAAGUUCGUGAGUUCGAGUUUGAUUCAGAGGCAAGCGUUACUGACGCUAGAGAGAUACUUUGAAGCUGCGGUUGUUGCCAGGAAGGAAACGUUUGAAGUCAUCUACAACGAGUUGUCAUCGAUUUCCACCGUGUCACCUAAUGACAUGGAAACGGACGAUCAAGCCAUGGUUCGCAUGCAGCAACAAGAUAUCGCGUCUGUUAGGUUAGAAAUGAAAAACCGCGCCGCGUGCAUCGCGAGUGCCACUCUAGCGGCUGGCGAUAAAAUCAUCAAGAGCACCAUAGCAACGCUUAUCGAGGAAAUCAGCGAUAAAGAUGGUAAAAGACAAGUCAUCUCGCUUUGGACGCUCGGUGAAAUCGGGAAACGAACGAAACUCGACGAUUCCAACGGCAUCGAUAAUACUUUGUGGAAGAAACUCGAAGAAGACAACACGGACGAAGUGAAGACGGCGGCUGCGUUUGCGUUGGGAAGCUGUGCUGUUGGUAAUAAAGACGCUUUUUUACCAAAGAUUCUUGAAACCAUCAAAACCACGAAGAAAGGUGUCCAAGAAAUCUUGAAACACGGCGCACUGCGCGCACUUCGCGAAGUCAUCAUUGGCGCCGACGGUUCCUCGGAAGAUGGCGUGCUCGCUGGAGAAUCCUCGAAAAUGGAGUACAUGAUGUCGCCAAGGAAGAAACGAGUGAAACGAGAAGACGACGAUGUUCUCUUCAAGUCCACGCAACAGGCAUGGGCCGUCGUCCUUGCAAAAGCGCGCGACGAAGAUUUGAAAGACGAUGCUGUCAAGGCGGACGUCGCGGAAGUUCUUGGUCGAUUUGUCGCGAGAAACCACUCGCUUGUUAAGGAAAUCGAGGAAGCGUUGAAUUCAAUCGUCAAGGGCGCGAAAACGCCCGAAAACGCGACAAAAGCUGCUUUGCUGGUCGAUGCCGUUCGGUUUGCGCUGGUAUCGUUGCCGAAAGCAGAGCAUUUCAAGUGUUCUUUAGAGUCGUUUGUCGGAUUGGUCAAAGACGCGGACCAUAAUUGUCGUCGCGCCGCGCUGCAGCUCCUCUCCGUCAUCGGUAGAAGAAACAGUUCACAAAACGAAGAUUUAUCGCCUUUGUUGGCGAAAGUCUUGCCAGACGUGCUCUCUCAGCUCCAAGUCAACGAUGCCUUGAUCAAAGAAAUUGAUUACGGACCGUUCAAACAGAACUUCGAUUACGGUUUGGAACUUCGAACUGCGGCGUACGAUUUCAUCGACGUCCUCUUAACGCGCCCGAAGAGUUCCCUUGGAUUUGCAAUCCCCGAAGACGAUAUUGAAUCGAUGGUUGACACGAUUGUCAUCGGAUUAAAAGAUCCGGAGAGGAGCAUCAGGAUGGCUGUGCACGCCACUUUUGAAAAGCUUUGUCGAGAUUCUGUUCCGAACGGAGCUGAGAACGUCGUAAAGAAUGCCGACAAGGUAUGCGAACUUUUGUUAGAAACGAUGUGGACGACAGCGAACGAAAAAGCUGUGCAACACGAAAAAGAUCAGGUCGACGAGCUCGUCAAAUCGGCGUUGAAAGUCGUAAAAGCUAUGGAAAGUAUUCCCGACGUGGAAUCGUACUCGAAAAUCGUCGAAACGAAGAAAGAAAUCGUCGAUGAUGCGCCGCUUGCCAAGUUAUGGACAGGAAUGUACGACUCGCCGCCUCACGAAAUUUAA
Molecule: messenger RNA, 4212 nt
Organism: Bathycoccus prasinos
Lineage: Eukaryota; Viridiplantae; Chlorophyta; Mamiellophyceae; Mamiellales; Bathycoccaceae
Exons: 1
Coding region: 1-4212 (1403 amino acids)
Biological process (GO): SCF complex assembly; protein ubiquitination
Cellular component (GO): nucleus
Source: RefSeq, a predicted model, not a curated record